CUGAUUUUUAUAUGUGUUUCUCCAAUCAUGUUUUCUUCUACAUGGAUUUAUUGCACUUGGAAUGAAUGCUGUUCAUCUACAUGGAUAACGAGAAAUUUGACAGGCUUGGCGUUUGCCCUCAACCAAAACUUGUAUGGGCAACAUCUUGUCAUUGGACCAACAGUCAAACACUUGAGAGGGCAUGUAGAAACACACCCAAAAAGGCCUCUUGUGCUCUCGUUUCACGGGCUGCCGGGCACUGGAAAAAGUUUCGUUAGUUCCAUGAUCGCCGAGCAUAUGUACGCAAAAGGAAUGUCAAGUCAGUAUGUACAUUACUUCUCAGCAACGAAGGACUUUAUUCAUGAGGGCAAAAUGGAAGAAUAUCAGCUCACCAUUAAACAUAAAAUCGUAGCAGCCGUACAGGCAUGUCCUCAAUCUCUCUUCAUUUUCGAUGAGAUGGACAAGAUGCCAAGCGGAAUCAUGGAUGUUGUGAAACCGUACCUUGAGUAUAACCAACCUGUCGAUGGAACCGAUUACAGGCAUUCAGUGUUUCUAUUUUUAAGCAACAUGGGAGGUAAUCAAAUAACAAAUGCCUUGCUUGAUCACAUCCAAAAUGGUAAAGAGCGAUAUACCUUAAAUUUCCGGAAUUUAGAGGAAAUUGUGCGUCUCCCGCGGCUGGCAUUUGCCCUGAACCAGAAGCUGUAUGGGCAACAUCUUGCCAUCGGACCAACAGUUAAACACUUCAGAGAGCAUGUAGAGAUGUACCCAGAAAGGCCUCUUGUGCUUUCAUUGCACGGGCUAUCGGGCACAGGAAAGAAUUUAGUUUGCUCCUUGAUCGCUGAGAUAUGUAAGCAAAAGGAAUGUCAAGCAUUUGGGACAAGAUACGAUAAAAAGGAAAAAGGUGGAGAUAAGGACAAGGCAGCAAUUGAAGAAUCAAAGCCAGACUCAGCUCAACCAAAACUUAAAGAAAGUCAAUACUAG
This is a messenger RNA of Mya arenaria, 960 nucleotides long. RefSeq names its product torsin-1A-like. The record is from RefSeq and is a predicted model, not a curated record. Bases 28 to 960 code for a protein of 310 amino acids. Gene Ontology annotation, molecular function: ATP binding; ATP hydrolysis activity. The transcript has 6 exons. NCBI's taxonomy places the organism in Eukaryota, Metazoa, Mollusca, Bivalvia, Myida, Myidae.